GCAGAACUCAGGAAGAGGGGCAGAGUUGGGGGACAACCUACAUGAACAACUGUAGAGAGAGAAGGCAGCAUUUUCUUUCUUUCUUUUCUUUUCUUUCUUUUUUUAUUUUUUUACCAUGGCAGGAACAAAGGAUUUUUUGAUGCUGGAAAACUUCAUAGGUGGACAAUUUUUACCAUGUCAUUCAUAUAUAGAUUCUUAUGAUCCAUCGACUGGGGAGAUAUACUGCAAAGUGCCAAAUAGUGGAAAAGACGAGGUUGAGGCUGCCGUGGAGGCUGCCAGAAAGGCCUUUCCUGGCUGGUCUUCCCAGAGUCCCCAGGAACGAGCCCAGGUCCUGAAUCGGCUGGCUGACUUGCUGGAGCAGUCUUUGGAGGAGCUGGCCCAAGCUGAAUCUAAAGACCAAGGGAAAACUCUCACACUAGCUAGAACCAUGGACAUUCCCCGUUCUGUACAGAAUUUCCGGUUCUUUGCUUCCUCCAUCCUGCAUCACACAACCGAGUGUACACACAUGGACCACCUGAGCUGUCUGCACUACACGCUGCGGACCCCCGUGGGAAUUGCUGGGCUGAUCAGCCCUUGGAAUUUGCCACUCUACCUGCUGACCUGGAAGAUAGCUCCAGCCAUUGCUGCUGGGAAUACUGUGAUAGCCAAGCCCAGCGAGCUGACGUCAGUAACUGCGUGGAUGUUGUGCAAACUCUUGGAUAAAGCAGGUGUUCCACCAGGUGUGGUCAAUAUUGUCUUUGGAACAGGGCCCCGGGUCGGUGAGGCCCUGGUGUCCCACCCCGAGGUGCCUUUGAUCUCCUUCACUGGGAGCCAGCCCACAGCCGAGCGCAUCACCCAGCUAAGUGCUCCCCACUGCAAGAAGCUCUCUCUGGAGCUUGGGGGCAAGAAUCCUGCCAUCAUUUUUGAGGAUGCCAACCUGGAGGAAUGCAUUCCAGCGACCGUUAGAUCCAGCUUUGCCAAUCAGGGUGAGAUCUGUCUCUGUACCAGUAGGAUCUUUGUUCAGAAGAGCAUCUAUGGUGAAUUUUUAAAGCGGUUUGUAGAAGCUACCAGAAAGUGGCAAGUUGGCAUCCCUUCUGACCCGUCAGCCAGCAUGGGUGCUCUGAUCAGCAAACCACAUUUGGAGAAGGUCAGAAGUUAUGUCAAGAAAGCUCGAGCUGAAGGGGCUCGAAUUCUUUGUGGUGAGGGGGUAGAUGUGUUGAGCCUUCCCCCCAAGAACCGGGCAGGCUACUUCAUGCUUCCCACAGUGAUAACGGACAUUAAGGAUGAGUCCUGCUGCAUGAAGGAAGAGAUAUUUGGUCCAGUGACGUGUGUGGUCCCCUUCGAGAGUGAAGACGAAGUGAUUAAAAGAGCCAACAGUGUUGAUUAUGGUCUGGCAGCUACAGUGUGGUCAAGCAACGUGGGGCGAGUCCACCGGGUGGCAAAGAAGCUGCAGUCAGGCUUGAUCUGGACCAACUGCUGGCUCAUCAGGGAGCUGAACCUGCCUUUUGGAGGGAUGAAGCACUCAGGGAUAGGAAGAGAAGGAGCCAAGGACUCUUAUGACUUCUUCACAGAAAUCAAAACCAUCACUGUGAAACACUGACCUUUCCUUGCACGGAUGCCUGCUGUGAGCCGUCCAGCCUGGAAUGUGGCGAUCCUAGCACUCAUCCCACCAUGUCUUGCUUACAGGAGGCUAGAUC
Molecule: messenger RNA, 1676 nt
Organism: Perognathus longimembris pacificus (Pacific pocket mouse)
Lineage: Eukaryota; Metazoa; Chordata; Mammalia; Rodentia; Heteromyidae
Gene: Aldh8a1
Product: aldehyde dehydrogenase 8 family member A1
Exons: 7
Coding region: 116-1579 (487 amino acids)
Biological process (GO): retinoic acid metabolic process
Molecular function (GO): retinal dehydrogenase (NAD+) activity
Source: RefSeq, a predicted model, not a curated record